CUGCUUCAAUCUAAACGUGUGCGGAAGACAGGGACAUUACAGUGGGGUUAAAGUUCGGUUCGUGCUAUCCGGGAUCCUUGGGACUAAACCCUUACUUUAACCAUAAGCCCUUGCCACAACCCUUAGGCUACCUAAGCAUAACCCUCAACCAUUUUACAUUUCAACUUCACUGGGGGUCGGGACGUCCCAAGGAUCCCAGGUAGCACGGAUCGUGAAAGUUAAACUGCCCUGUUGUUGUUUUUUUUCGAAAACCCGUGACAUACAGGGAAGAUAUCCUUAAACCGGUCGGGCUAUCUCGUUUUUUAAGAGGAUACAAAAUAGCGUUUUUAAUCCCCUUUUUUCGGAGGCAGCAAACAUGAUGAAAACGAGGGGAUGUUGUGCGUCCAUCUGUCAAUGUUUUUUCGAAUAUUCAACACCGAAAAUUAUUGUAAUUAGGAGCUUCAAGGUUGGAACCCUCAACAGAAUCACGCAGGCUUUAGUGAUUGCAUAUGUGAUCGGGUAUGUCUGUGUGCUGAACAAAGGCUACCAGGACACGGAUGCAGUCCUCAGCUCUGUCACGACCAAGGUGAAGGGCAUCGCCCUGACCAACACUUCUGACCUGGGUCUGCGAAUCUGGGAUGUGGCAGACUAUGUCAUCCCACCACAGGAGGAGAACUCUUUCUUUGUGUUGACGAACCUGCUCAUCACUCUGAACCAAACUCAGUCGCACUGUCCAGAGGUCCCAAAAACUGGUUUUGACUGCACCUCAGACAGGGACUGCAAGGCUGGCUCACGUGAUACCCGAGGCAAUGGUGUUCAGACUGGGACAUGUGUGAAGUACUCAGCUGUGGAUAAGACAUGUGAGGUUCUGGCUUGGUGCCCGCUGGAGUUGGAUAAGGAACCUCCCAAUCCUCCAAUGUUGGCAGAUGCAGAGAACUUCACAGUGCUUAUAAAGAACAGCAUCCGGUACCCCAAAUUCAACUUCAAUAAAAGGAAUAUCUUACCCUAUGUCAACAAGACCUACUUGGAACAAUGUGUAUUCAAUCGCAUCACUGACCCAGACUGCCCGAUCUUCAGACUCAAAGACAUGGUCACAGAGGCCAAUGAGGACUUUCAGACCAUGGCUGUCCAUGGUGGGGUUAUGGGUGUCCAGAUCCGUUGGGAAUGUGAUCUGGACAUGCCAAGCAGCUGGUGUGUGCCUAGGUACACCUUCCGUCGCCUGGACAACAAGGACCCAGUGAACAAUGUGGCGCCUGGAUACAACUUCAGAUUUGCCAAAUAUUACAAAAAUGGUAACAAUGAAGAGACAAGGACAUUAAUCAAAGGAUUUGGAAUACGUUUUGAUGUCAUGGUUUUUGGUCAGGCUGGAAAAUUUAACAUAGUGCCAACACUGCUGAAUGUUGGUGCUGGUCUUGCCCUCCUUGGCUUGGUGACUGUUGUUUGUGAUUGGAUUGUGCUGACAUGCAUGACGAAAAAAACCAUCUAUAACGAAGAGAAAUACUCUUAUGUUGAUGACUUUCAAUUGCCGGUUGAAUCACCGUCAGGAGCUGGUGGAGGUCUAAUUCAUGACUUGGGGAAAUUUCUCAGAAGUCCUUCCUCCAAUUCCAGUUUGUUCCUUAAAGCCUCUCACCCCACCAAACAGACCAAACAGAUCUUUGGUGAGCUGGAGUGGGAGGGGGAGGGGAAGGAGAUUGGCAGCAUGUUCCUGACCAAGAACAGGACCCACAUCCAGGUGACCAUGGCAGGCUGGUAUGUGGUCUUUGUCCAAGCCACCUUUAAGCUGCCAGCAGGGAAUGACACCAGGGACCUAAGGCUACAGCUGGAUUUCACCUACCAGGAGCGUACGGACCAGUUUGCCAGUGCCUUUGACACGCGGCAGUUGCUGGAAGAGGAGCAAGACGCCCCAUUGAGUUUCUCUGUCCUUUUGCGGAUGGAGCCGGAGAAUAGACUGUCUGUGAUGGCAAGCCACAGGCAGCGGGUUGAUUAUGAGAGAAGACCAGUCUCUACCUUCAUUACUAUCAUUAGAUGCUCUGACUAGCCAAACUGGAGCCUGAGGAGAGGACCAAUGUCUAAUACCUUUUGAGUUCGUGUCUGUAUGCCACACGUAUCCAUUAAGGUGGUAUGUACAGGUAACUGCCAAAAUAAAGGAAACACCAACAUAAAGUGUCUUAUUUGGGGUGUUGGGCCAGAAGAGUUUCAAUGCACCUUGGCAUAUAUUCUACACGUGUCUGGACCUAUUGGAGAGAUGCCAUAUGAAAUUCCAUAAUUUGUUUUAUUUGUUGAUGGUGAAGGAAGACGCUAUCUCACGCAACACUCCAGAAUCUCUCAAGUGUUAAAUUGGGUUGAGAUUUGGUACAUGAGAUGGCCAUGGCAUAUGGUUUACAUCGUUUUCAUUGUCAUCAAACCAUUUAGUGACCACUUGUGCCCUGUGGGUGGGAGGCAUUGUCAUCCUAUUGGGGCUUAGACAUAGUAGCCAAAAUAAUGGGCAAAUUAAUGUCCUGCCCAGCAUUUUUAUACCUGACCCUAAACAUGAUGCGAUGUUAAUUGCUUUUUAACUCUGGAACCACACCUGUGUGGAAGCACCUGCUUUCAAUAUGCUUUGUAUUUACUCAAGUGUUUCCAUUUAUUUUUGCCAAUUACCUGUAUGAAACCAGAGACCUAGGGAAGGACUCGAUUGUAUACUCCUCAGGUCCCCUGCUCAAAACUAAUUGGAUGAGAGAACAGAGGUCCCUACCCUCUGACCUCCAAUGGGUUUUGAAAGGGAGACGAGGAGAGAGGACGUGACGUGUAUCCUUCCAUAAGAGAUUAGAAUCUUUAAACGACAAACCCUGUGAUUUUAUGAGCUGUCUGCACAUCACUGCUGGCUUGUUAUUAUGCCUUUGUAGGGGAUGGAGAAACUGUAGGUGGGCUCAGUGGUGACAGACAUGGUUACUGACAAGAGAAGGGUGCAAGCAGGAUGGGGGUAAAGGAUGUCCACCAGCCAAUUACCUCAUUUCAUCUUCUUAAUUUGGCUGAUUUAUUUGUCUUAACAAUAUCUGAAUGUCUGGAUUGAAGCGAGUUAUACUGUUAAGGGUUCUAGCAUGGUGCAUCUCAAUAGCAGGACUACAGUAAAAAAAAAGGCAUUUUAUUUGGCCUAAAAAAAUCUGACUAUGUCUUUUAUAUAUUAUAUCAGGUAACAUUUUUAUAUACUCAACAAAUUAAUGUUGCAGAAAAAUAAAGUACCUGACCACACUACACAACUUCUGUUGACACCCAUCUUUUACCAAUUCUUAUAAUGUUGUGUAGUAGUGAUUGACAUAUAAUAAAUGUGAGAGAGCGAGUGC
Oncorhynchus gorbuscha (pink salmon) is the source of this 3302-nucleotide messenger RNA. It is a transcript of the gene p2rx4a, whose product is annotated as purinergic receptor P2X, ligand-gated ion channel, 4a. Gene Ontology annotation, molecular function: purinergic nucleotide receptor activity; ATP binding; extracellularly ATP-gated monoatomic cation channel activity. The transcript has 14 exons. Gene Ontology annotation, cellular component: nuclear inner membrane; plasma membrane. The record is from RefSeq and is a predicted model, not a curated record. Gene Ontology annotation, biological process: response to ATP; monoatomic cation transmembrane transport. Bases 356 to 2017 code for a protein of 553 amino acids. NCBI's taxonomy places the organism in Eukaryota, Metazoa, Chordata, Actinopteri, Salmoniformes, Salmonidae.